AUGGAUAACUUCACUGCUCUUUUCAAUGCAUUCGAAAUUCAAACAGAUCAUGAUAACAGAUGUCUUUUUCAACUACAACAAAAUAACGUAAUCAAGCAGGGAACCAUUGCAAGACUGAAGGAGAAAGUCGCACAAUACAAAGAGUUGGAAGCUGAGUACAAAAGGAGGCGUGAAAGUGCUGAUUCCCGACAUGAGGAGCUGAUGAAAAACCUAUCUUCGAAUCUAACUUGUGCGAAAGUUCUUCAAGUUAAAUUCGAUAAGCUUACCGAGCAGUCCACAGUUCAAGCGAAAACUGAGCAGGAGUUGCGAGCAAAAAUAUGCGACUUAAAUGCGAUGGUAUCUCGAAUCGCGGUAGCUAGAAAUCAGCUCUGCAGUUCCAUCCAAAGUUUGAAACAGCCGGUUCCAGUCGCUCCUAAUUCUGUUGCAGUGAUACAAGAGAUGAGGAAGAAAUUGUUAGGAAAAUUCAAAAUGCGUUGUGAUGCAUUUGAUAUGACAGCUCUUGUAACCGAACUGCAAGCGAUUGAACAGCAGAGGCAAGUAAGAUUGGAGGUAUCGGAAGAAUUACGAGUAAAAUUCGAACAUUCCUCAGCCCAGGAUGUUGAUAACGACAUGCUCCAAGAAAAAAUCGACAUUCUUCGGAAUGACUAUUCAAACACAGUUGGUGAAGUGAAAAAGGUUGCUGGUCAAAAAGGAGCAAAUGACAUAAUACUAACCAAAGAGGAUUCGAGUAAAAGUAACCUUCACAAAGAAUUGAGCUCAAUCAGAUCUAAAGUCGGGGUUGUGGAGCAACAUACAUUGGCGUUAAAACACAAACAGGCAGAACUUGGAGCUAGAUCUGCAUCUGCCUCUUUUGAACUCGGCGAGAAGAGCACAAAAUUCCAACGAGAUGAAAUGGUGUUCCAAGCUUCGAGGGAAGAAUACGAGAGCAAGGAAUCAGAAACAUCGAAUGAGAUAGAGAAGAUUGAGAACAGCUUUCAAAAGCAGUGCAGUGAGCUGUCGCUAAAUUUGGAGAUAGGCCGUAAAGCUAUGACAGAGGUUGAAGCAGAGAGUGAGAAAUUGAAGGGAUGGGAGCGCCUCCUCUUCAAGUAUGAAGAAGACCGAAGGAAAAUUGUAGAACUGCAGUCCAAACUUACCGAAAUGAAAGGGGAUUGUGAAGGGUUGCUGAAAAAAGCCGAGGAAAGGAGGGCGAGUCUAGCCAAGGAGACUAUGAAAAUUGGAGAACUUCGGCAGGGUGCCGAAUCAAAUAAGCUCGCAAAUGAGCAAGAGCUUGCAAACACGAAUAUGGAAGUGAGCGGAUUGCAAUGUGAGGUAAUGAGACUUGAGGGAGAAGUGAAAGAUAUGAAAAAUAAAAAUUGUCAAUUGGAAGGAGAGGUUCGCUUAAUCAAGCACCAGCUGUUAGCAAAAUCGAGCCAGCUGACCGUCGCUAAAGAGAAAUUCUCCAAUGCGCAAGAGUCUGCAACAGCUGCCGUUAAAUUGAAGACGCCUACACCAAAAAACAAAGUUGGCGAAGGAGUGAAAAAUGGCGAACAUCGAGCAUUGUUGCAGAAAAACCGCUUGCAAUUUGUUACAAACCCGCCAUCUACGAGACGAAGAGCACCGAAGCAGAAUGCAAAAGCAGAUCAGCAGUCGGAGGUUCCUGCAAAAAAGAAGGAGAAGCUCACCAAUAAGCCCACGUCAAGCAGCCGUCUUGCCAGAUCAGCUGGGACAAUUCCUAAGACUCCUAUUCAGAGCGAACUUCAAAGCGAGCAGGCAUGUGACGAAAAUAGAAAAGGAAAAACUUUGGAAUUGGGGAAUGUCAUUAAAGACCAUAGCUCUCUCAAUGCAGGCCAUCGUGAACAAAUCCAAGUGGAUCCAAGAAAUAGUGACUCAGAUGGGGUCAAGAGUUCCAGUCUGCAGCAUACGACUACCCUUGCGUCCACGUUUGCUGAGGAAUUCAGUGAUUUUUUGAAAUCUCUCACAUAUGCUCCCAAUAUGGAUGACAGCAUGUUGGUGGAAAAUGACGACAACGAUGAUUUGUUUGGCGAUCUCGGCACUCCACUAAAUAAGAAUCGAACAGUGGUUGGAAGCCCAGUCAAACCUAAUAUUUUGUUCGUUCCCAUCCCAUUUAUAAUUAAACUCGAUUCCUUAUUUUUCGCUGCAGUUCUCAGUUUCGGCAAUAGCGCCGAUGAUGAUAUUCACUUCGAGCCAAAUGAACUUUUCACCUCGACACCCCUUAUUGUGAAGAAGCAGUAA
Molecule: messenger RNA, 2232 nt
Organism: Haemonchus placei
Lineage: Eukaryota; Metazoa; Nematoda; Chromadorea; Rhabditida; Trichostrongylidae
Source: the annotation of a GenBank genome assembly